Thalassophryne amazonica is the source of this 7740-nucleotide messenger RNA. RefSeq names its product protein tyrosine phosphatase non-receptor type 20 (gene ptpn20). The coding region runs from base 427 to 7596 and encodes 2389 amino acids. The record is from RefSeq and is a predicted model, not a curated record. Gene Ontology annotation, cellular component: cytoskeleton. Gene Ontology annotation, biological process: protein dephosphorylation. The transcript has 47 exons. NCBI's taxonomy places the organism in Eukaryota, Metazoa, Chordata, Actinopteri, Batrachoidiformes, Batrachoididae. Gene Ontology annotation, molecular function: protein tyrosine phosphatase activity; protein binding.
AAAGUCCGCAGCGUGAUGAUCAUGAUGGAGGAGCAGGCGCAGCCCUUCAGCACCAGCUCUCCGGACGAACUCCUGCGUCCUUCCCAGACGUCCCCGUAGCGCAUCGAGCGCCGCCGGCUGUGCGCCGCACCUUUGGGCGUCUGAAGGAUUUAGUUAAAUCGGUGCUGCUGAUCUGACGGCGGCCGCUAUUGGUGGCUCUACCUGUCACUGUCAAAAGGCGAGGAUAAGCCAAUUAGGCGUUUUAAAGGCGAGAAGCUAAGAAUAGUCAGAAGUUUUCGAUCCUCAAUAGAGCAGAAGAAGGGGCCAGCAUGUGAACUUCAUGUCAGUGAUGGACACCUGGAACACUGAGGACAUCAAAACAGCAAUGCGAUGAUCACAAGGAUGAUCCUGGACCCGUGUUUGGAGCACUGAACAUAAAACAGCAGGAUGAGCAGCACAUUUGUGACUUUAGCUGAAGUUCUGGAGGCACGAGGGGGCCCCCUGCUGGAGGAGGAGGUGUGGUCCCUGCUGUUGGGCACUGCAGAGUCCUUAGUGGAUGUAUCCUAUAAGGGUCACAACAAUAUGUGCAAUAUCAUAAGCCCCACCUCCUUGCUGCUGUCAGCCGCUGGUACUUUAGCUUUUAAGAACUGUGGCCUAUCAGAUGAGGUGUCUACCUUCACCGCGCCGGAGAUGUUGCAGGGCCGUGCCAGCUCAACCAAACCUGCCACGGAGAGGAUGCUGGUGUACUCACUGGGUAUGACUCUGUACUGGUCAGUGGAUUUUCAUCUACCUCAAAAUCAGCCAGUCCAGCUGAGUGACCAUUUAAACAGCCUCCUCCUCAGCAUGUGUGAAGAUUUGGCCCACCGCAGAGUAAAUCUCUCCUCUAUCCUAGAAGCCUGUGAAUGUCAGCAUAAAGCCUCCAUCCUGCCGACUCCCGCAAAAGUCAUCAGGCAGCUGGUGGAGGAGGUUUUUCAUGAAUCGAUGGAGCAUGGCUCUCUACCAGACAACAAUGUUCCUCUUAGUGGGAGGAGCCAGAUGAUCAGAGAGAGGCUGCAUGGAAAGCGAGGUCCAUUACCAGACUUCAGUGAUGAAGGGAGAAGAUACUCAACUGACUCUGACUCAAAGUCAGGCAGUGUAUCUCAAAGACCUUGGAGACAGAGACCAAGGAGCUCUCCCACAACUUUGUACCAGUCAUCUAUAGACAGACUCCCUCGUGGGGUUCGUCACAGGGACAGCAACUGCAGCUGGCUGGGUCGGAGCCCCCACCACGACAUCUCUCCAAAAACAGCCAGAUCUCACAGUCCGUCCAUCACUUUCAGCGAGUCCUCACACAGCCUGAGCCACAGGAAAGCCAAGAGUUUGGGUCCUGAGUUUGCCAGAAUGCCAGAUGAACAACAAAUUGUUCUCGAGCUCCCAGGAUCAAUUGUGACCAGAAAAGGGCGCUCGUGUGUGUCUUUAAGAGAAGUGACUGUAGUGCUGCCUAACGGACAUUACGUGAUGGUCCGCUGUGACACUAAGUCCAGGGCGAGGGAUGUGUUUGACAUGGUGGUGGCUCAUGCAAACUUGGUGGAACACUUCUACUUUGGUCUUGCCUUCCUAGAUGAUGAUGAAUAUUUCUUUUUGGACCAUGAGACUAAAAUCUCCAAAGUAGCUCCAGACAGUUGGAAAAAAGGGCAAAUGGCCUCCUUUGUGGUGUUUCUUCGAGUCAAAUUUUUUGUCGAUGACACGUCCUAUAUUUUGCACAAACUGACUUGUCACCAGUACUACUUACAGCUGCGUAAGGACAUCUUGGAAGACAGGCUUUACUGUAACGAGGAGACAGGCCUGUUCCUGGCUGCUGUUGCUCUGCAGGCUGAGUUUGGGGAUUACAUGCCAGAGUUGUACGGGAAGAAUUAUUACCAACCAGAACACUACGUGUCCAAGAGGAUGUUGGAGAAGCUGGCUCUGCCGAGCAUCAAGGAGGAGCUGCCAAGACUCCACGCCAGCCAUGCACAGAUGUUGCCUGAAGAGGCAGAAACUGAGUACCUAAAGAUUGCCCAGCAGUUACCAGAGUAUGGGGUUAUGUUCCAUCGUGUGGGAAGAGAGAAACAGCCAGUGAUUGGAGAGCUGGUUUUAGGAAUCUGUGCCAAAGGAAUCAUUGUAUACGAGAUGAAAAACCACAUCCGUACCGUCACCAGACGCUUCCUCUGGAGAGAAACCGACUCCAUCUCCACCGGGCGGCGUAAACUGAUUAUAGAGUGUGGGGGACCCAGCGGAAAGAAGCACUGCUUUAUAACUGAAAGUUCAAAAAUUGCACAAUACCUCCUCAACCUCUGCUCUGCACAGCACAAGUUCCACAGCGAGAUGACAUCAAGACAACUUAACCACAGCAUGGUGCCCGAUGAACACAUAGACAAGUACAUGUCUGUUUACCGGGCUCAUAACUUAAACCUGAAGCACAUAUCCUGCUCUGAGGGAAUGUUAAACCACGUAGGCUUGUCCCCUCGUCGACAAGACUCCCUUUCCAAAUCCUGUGAUGAUCUGACAGCCAAGCUGGAGGCGCGGCUUCGCCACCAGAGAGAGAUGAGGGAGCUGAGCAGAGAGCUAAACAAGGAGCUCACCGGAACAGGAGACUCCAGAGACUUGAAGGAGCGACAGUGCUGGAGCACUGCAGAGUGUAUUCCCAGAAUGAUGUCCAGCGUCUCCCUGCAGAAGCAGGAUUCAGAAGCCUCAUCAUCCAUACGAGACACACCAACCAGGACUCCGCCAGAGAGAGAGAUAGUCUGCGUGACCCUGAAGAAAGAUCCCAAACUGGGCUUCGGUUUUGUGAUUGUGGGAGAGGACAAUACAGGUAAACUUGACCUGGGCAUCUUCAUAGCUUCUAUUGUACCUGAUGGGCCUGCAGACAAAGAUGGACGAAUCAAACCUGGUGGGCGUCUCAUCUCUCUCAACAAGACCAGUUUGGAAGGGGUGACAUUCAAUGACGCUGCUGCCAUCUUACAGACCAGCCCUGAAGAGGUGGAGCUAAUUGUGUCCCAACCUAAAUACUCUCUGAAGGACAGCAAGAGCUCCCUGAGUCAGAGUACUCUCGGUUUGGUGCUAAACAGAGGUUUUGGCUCACAGACUACCCUGAAUGGCACGGAAUACCGUCCUGCCAUGGAGGAGAUGGACGACUCCAACAGUCUGUCCAAUGGGGCAACCCCCAAACACAACAGCAGGCUGCACAUACCUGUUGUCAGAAUACAGGACGUACAGGAUGCAUGCCACAGGUCCCCCUCUGUUUUAAGUCUAAAAACAAAUGAGCGGUUUAUGGUGGAGUUGAAGAAGAGUAAUGGGAGCCUCGGCAUCAGUGUUGCUGGAGGACUAAACAGCAGUGUUCGGCAUGGAGGCCUCUACAUCAAGAGAGUGGUACCUGGUGGUGCUGCCCAGCAGGACGGGCGCAUUCAGACUGGUGACAGACUGCUGGAGGUUGAUGGGUCCAACCUCAGGGGAGUGACGCACCAACAAGCUGUCGAGUGCCUAAAGAGAACUGGGGAGGUGGUGAAUCUACUGUUGGAAAGGGAGCCCAGAGUGAUCUUAGAGCCAAGACCUGACUCACCCUGCCCCCAUUCUGCACAUAGUUCAUCACACAUGCAGCCCCCCAGGACUGAAGUCUCCAUGGAAACAACCUUGAGUGAUGGUGCAAAGGACUACAGCUUUGUGAAUGAUGAAAACACUCAUGAAGUGGUACUGAAGAAGAGUUUAUCUGGCCUGGGCUUCAGCUUUUACAUCUCCCACCUGCACUCUGGGCCGGACCAAGGCAGCGUCGUCCGCAUCAAACGUCUGUUUCCGGGGCAGCCAGCACUAGAGAGCGGCCUGUUGCGAGAGGGAGAUGUCAUUCUUUCGGUCAAUAAAGAGCCUGUGAAGGACCUCUCCUACCAGAGAGUUUUGUUCAUGUUGCGUGGCGCUCCAUCCGAAGUUCAUCUGCUGAUUUGCCGACCAGCUCCUGGAGUAUUUUCUGAUGUCGAUGCCAACACGCUGAGUCCUGUACCUAUCCGCGAGGUUCGGUCUCGGUCUCUGGAUAUCCGAUUAGGAGAGGAUUACAGCACACUCCUUAAGGUCCAGUGUGACGGCAACACCAUCUGUCAGACACAGCCCCCCACCCAAGAUCAGAUUAACAGAACAGAGAAAAACUCAGAACCUGCUACAGCUCCAGUAUUCAUGGAGGGUCAGCAGGAUGUUGAUGAAGUACCAAACAGUCAGGCUCCUCCGUCUCCACCUUGCUCGUCCCUAUCGCCCACCUCUCCUGCUUCACCUCAGUCACCAGCCUCACCAGCCUCGCCAGCCUCACCUGCUUCACGACCAUGUGGCUGUUCACCAGCUCCAGCACAGUCACAGCCAGGGACUGUGGAUGCAGAAGCACAACAGGAAGAUAAAGUAACAGAAGAGAGGCAGGAUGGAGCUCAGGAGGUUCCAGCAACAUCAACUUCAGGUGUGGUCCUUAUGGAUGUCUGUACGAAGACUGCUCCAAAUUCUGUCUACACCAGUGGAGUCAGGGAGGAGACGGAUGUAAGUGUGAGCUACUGCCUGAUGGAGAAUGGCCUAACUAUCACAGCAGAUGGGGAGUACCUCACCAUUAGCUCCACCCUGGAGACACAACCUUGCCUUCCCUCCAUUACUCAUAAUCAGAUCCCAGCAACCAACCUUAAAACCUCUCAAAGCUUCAACAUCUCUUCUGUUUCCUCCAGUUCCAGCACUCAAAAUCCAAACCAUCUCUCUCACAUCCCCACAAGCAGCAUCUUGCCCCUCAGCCUGUCAUCUGACACCCUGACUACUUGCAUCCUGCACCCAUCUCAGCCGCUCACAACUCAGCCACCAAAAGCUAACCCCCACCCGAUCCAGCAAGGUCUACUUCCAAGUCACUACAAAGCGUUCUCCAUGAACAGCCAGCCUAUGGUGCCUCCCUCACCACCUCCUGCUGCACCACUGACUCCCAUCACAGCCCAGAUCAUCUCCUCUGUGCUCCCCUGUGCCAGUCCUCCAGUCCCAAAUCUAGAACCUGCAGGCCUCGCUUCACCUGUACAGAGCCAUGAACAACUAAGAGAAGAACCAGAGACAAAUGAAAAGGAAUACAAGCCAAAUGAAGAUGACGAUGAAGAAGACGAUGAGGAGGAAGAAAGUCGUAGAAAGGGUUUGGUGAAAGAAUUCGAGCUGACAGUGGUUUUGACCAAGUCCCGCAGCAAAAGUUUUGGGUUCACCAUAACUCGGAGCAAGCUAGACAACUGCUACUACAUACAGGAAAUCCUGGAGAACCCGGCCAAGGCAGACGGAAGACUCAGAGCAGGAGACAGGCUCAUCACGGUUAACGGUCAUAAUGUUACCAAUGUGGCAGACGACUUUGCCAUGACGAUUCUGAGGUCAUCUCCCAGAAGACUGAGCAUGACUCUGGGGAGGGCAGUUACCAAUCUGGUGGCUCCUCCUCCAUGUGACAGCCUCCCUGAUGUUGUUCUGCACAAGACAUCAUCAGGACAGCUCGGUAUAAAGCUGACAGGCGGCAUUGGCAGCAAAUGGCAGGGCAUUUACUGUCUGGAGGUGGUACCAGGUUCUCCAGCCAGUGAGGAAGGCAGUGUCAAACCUAAUGACAAGAUCCUGUACAUCUGUGGCCGGUGCACCUUGGGAAUGACCCUGGAGGACGCGGUCAAAGCGUGUGAGAUCGCACCUCGUAAAGUGAAGCUUAAAAUCAUCAGAGAAGACCAACCGGUGACACCCAGAGCGAAAUGGAACGGUUUCUUUGACUGGAAGAAGGAUAAGAAGUUCUUUGCUCGAUUUGAAGACCCAGUCUCUCCAGAGAAAGACUCUCCUCCUCCUGAAGACGCUGAAGCUGUGUAUCGGUCUGCUGAUAGAUUCAGAUGUCUCUCUCUCACCCAAGAGCAGGAUAGCUGCGUCAUGCAAGUGGAGUUUAAGAAGCCAGAGGGAGGAGGCCUUGGAUUUGCUUUGAUUGGGGGAACCAACGGCAGCAUGCUCAGAGUGAAGAAAAUCUGCUUGGGGGGAGUAGCAGAGCAGGAUGGUCGUCUGAGAGUGGGAGAUAUUCUGUUAGAGGUGAACGGUGUCACUGUGUCUGGCCUGAGCCACGGUAAGGUGGUGGACAUCCUGCGUAAAGCUGAAGGCACCGUACAGCUCACCAUCUGCAGAGCAGCUACCCCCCUGUCCUACUCCGAAUUACCCACACUGCCCAACAUGUCUGCUCAAAGUGGAGAUAUUCUGGCCAAACAGCCGGCUCCCGCUUCCAGCUCUGACGCCACUUCCUCACCUGACGUCAUGCUGAAUAAACCAGUACGGUGCCCGCCUGAGGCGACUUCAGAUGCUGUGAUUCACGAAGAAAGCGUGCACCUCACCUCAGCUCCGCAUCGUUUGCACCAACUCGCUGUUGUAACAGAUGAGUCUGCAAUUGAGCAGGAGAGCCCUAACAGCACCCCCUCUCAUCAAGCUUGCUGCCCAUCCCUCAGUGUCACUGACAUGUUGCAUGGAGCAUCUGAAAGGAAACAUAUUGUGACCAAACUGUUGGACCGAUCCUGCAAAGAAGGCCAGAGGAACCAGUCAGAUGGCUGGAGCAGUGAAGAUGACGAUGUAUUCGACAUCACGCGUGGAGAAACAGCCUCACCUCCAUCAGGACCACCCAUCGUGUCAGAAGAGGAACUGGACAGGUUAGCUGUCAUUAGUCCUGCUACCACCAGCCAGUAUUCAGGCUCCAGGGUCAAAGCCCUUAUCCAGAUCCUGCAGCAUCAACUGGAUCAGCAGGAGCUGCUCAAAGAGUUUAUGGCUCUGGAGCACCUUAAACCUUCUGACAACUGCAUGGUGGGAAAAGCCCCUGAGAACAGAGACAAGAACCGCUACAGAGACAUCCUUCCCUAUGACAAAACCCGUGUUACCAUCGGAGAGAAGCAAGACUACAUAAACGCCAGCUACAUCCACAUGCAGGUUGGCACCGAAGAGUACGUUUACAUCUCCUGCCAAGGCCCUUUGCCAUCCACAGUGCCGGACUUCUGGCAGAUGAUCUGGGAGAACAAAUCGGGCGUUAUUGGCAUGAUGACGCAGGAAGUAGAACGUGGAAGGAUCAAAUGUCACAAGUACUGGCCAGAAGAGCCAGGCGUGCCUCUGGAGACCAGCAGGUACCAGCUUCACCUUGAGAACCAACAGUACCUUGAAUACUUCCAAAUAAAGAUCAUUCGAAUGGUGGAGAUGGAGAGCGGGGAGACCCACUUUGUCCAUCACCUGAAGUUCACGCUUUGGCCCGACCAUGGUGUGCCCCAGUGCUCCGAGCACCUGGUCCGCUUUAUCCGUUACCUAAGGGCGGUGCAGCACAAGGGGCCGAUCACCAUUCAUUGCAGUGCUGGCAUUGGACGCACAGGAGUUUUCAUCUGCACCGACAUCAUUCUUAGCCUCAUUGAGAAGGAUUUACCUAUUAAUGUCAGUGACAUAGUAAGGGAGAUGCGAAUUCAGCGACAUGGCAUGAUUCAAACCAAGGAACAGUACCUGUUCUGCUACAAAGUCUGGUUGGAGGUUUUACAAGGGAUUUUACAGCUUCAAGGUAACCAGUGGCAGCCAGAAAAUCUCAGAGACCACAAAUUGGUUUUAAAUUCAUCUGUAAAGACUGUGUAGGACCAUGUGAAGUCCAUCACAGCAUUGGUAAUACCUUCUUCUUCUUUGGCUCUACUCGGUCAGCUAUAAUGUGAAAUUUUUAAUUAUCUUCUGUUCUAUUGUGUGUUUAAGAUAUUUUAAUGUGGUCUCAGUGGAUACAUCUGU